This is a messenger RNA of Symbiodinium sp. CCMP2456, 4293 nucleotides long. NCBI's taxonomy places the organism in Eukaryota, Dinophyceae, Suessiales, Symbiodiniaceae. The record is from the annotation of a GenBank genome assembly.
AUGCACCGUGCACAAGUCCUGGCGCGGCAAGUCCUGGCGGCAGCCUGUGCGGCGCCACCAGAUGUCGUCAAGGAGAUGGCACCAACAGGAAAACUCCGUGUUGCUCUGAACAUGCGAAACGAGCUUUUGGUAAGUGGCAAGUCCGCCAGCGGCGAGCCAGAGGGCUUGGCGCCAUCCAUGGGUGCAGCGUUUGCCGAGAAGCUCGGAGUUCCCGUGGAGUUCGUUCCUUACGAGUCUGCUGACAAGCUGGCUGAUGAUGCGAAGGAAGACAAGUGGGACGUGGCGAUGAUUGGUGCUGAUCCUGCGCGAGCAGAGUUCAUUGAAUUUACUGCUCCUUACUGCCAGAUCGAGGCCACCUACGCAGUUCCAACCACUUCAGGUCUUCGCACUUGUGCCGAAGUGGACAAAGCCGGUGUGAGAAUUGCUGGUUGUGAAGGGGCAGCUUAUGUCCUGUGGCUAGAGCGCAACCUGAAAAAUGCCACUCUCGAGAAAAUCAAGGGCCACGAUGCCACGUACGAGCAGUUCAAAGAGACGGCAAUGGAAGCAGUUGCCGGGUUACGACCAAAGCUGAAGAAGGAUGGUGCCAAGCGACCAGGCACGCGCCUGCUCCCUGGAAAGUUCAUGGCUGUUGAGCAGGCCGCCGCCACGAAGAAAGGCCGGGAGCAGGGUUUCAAGCUGCUCAGCGAGUUCAUCGAAGAGGCAAAGAAGUCUGGCAAGGUGAAGGAACUUAUGAAGAAGUUCAAGGUGGAGAAGGCCACAGAGGUGAAAUGUGCAGCCUUGAAGGCAGCAUUUAAGUCCAAAAGGAACAAGGUCAUCACCUUGACCAAGGUCAAGAAAAGACCGAAGGAAAAGAAAGACGAGCUCAUCGAUGGCAUCCGUGAGUCCUGCGAGGAGUUCUCCAGGCUUUUCUUGGUUUCCAUCGAAAACGAGCGCAAUCAGUUCAUGCAGGAGAUUAGAAAACGUCUCAGACCCGGAAAGCUGGUUUGCGCCAAGAACAAGGUCAUGCAGACUGCCCUGGGUAUGAGCCCUGAAAGCGAGUGCCAGGACAACGUACAUAAGAUUGCAGAAAUGAUUAGUGGUCAUUGUGCUCUGCUGUUCACAAACUCGACGCCCGAAGAGGUGGAAUCCGCCUUUGCAGCCUAUCGGCCCAGUGAUUUUGCUCGGAGUGGCUCUCUGGCAACUGACACGGUGGUGCUGCCAAAAGGGACCGAUGCGCUCGCGAGCCUGCCACACUCCAUCGAGGCCCAUCUGAGGCAGCUGGGCCUUCCGACGGUUCUCAAAGAGGCCAAGAUCCACCUGCUGGGGGACCAUACCGUAUGUACGGCUGGCAAGGAGCUCUCUGCAGAUGCAGCGCAGGUCCUAAAGUUGCUUGGAAUCCAGCAAGCGCAGUUCACGCUCUCCGUCGAGGCGCACUGGCAGAAGGGCGGUGCUUUCAAAGACUGCUCGGCCUUGGAGGUGAAGUAUUCGUCCCAAGGCACCGCAAGCCGCUACUGGUGGCGUCUUGCCAUGACUGGCCUCAGCCAAUGUACAAAGCCAAAUCCGAUAUGGCCUCACACUAAGCCCAGAGUUGAGGAGUCUUUGCCGAUGCCGUUUCCUGCUGCCCACGGCACGUUGCACGGCUUGCAACGGGGCAUGGGGCUAGAACAGAUGUCCUUGACUCCGUGGGUACGUCAUCUCUGGAAGAUUCUGGAGGGCCAUGAUUUCAUGUGCCUGCAGGAUGUUCUGUCCCUUGGGCAACGCUGCGUCCCAGAGGCUGUGAUAGCAAGGUUGCGUGGCUCCAGCGCAGGAGGACGAGUUCAAGUCUCACUCGUCCAUCGACAGCACAUGCAAGGAGGACCUGCCGGGCAUGAGCCCUGGGUGCAGCAGAGGCAAAUUGUGAUCCCUGCGCGUGGCUACACCCGAACAGGGCCUUCUCCAUCGAUCAAUGCUGAGCAAGCACAGAAGCGGCCUGUCAUUGAGCUCCAGGGCAUGCAGCAUGGGCACAGUCUGAAGGUCGCGCCGGGACAUAGUGCAAAGUGCUUUGCACCAAACACUUCACCCUCGAGAUCGCCCCAACGGUUCGACGCGACUCCGCGCACAGCCUCUCCGGUUUGUCGGCGAGAAGCACAGUCGAGCACAUCGAGCACAACGCGUGCAGGAGAGAUGUCAACCAUGUACGUUGCGAGGGUGGGUCGGGGUCGCGCAGACCUUGUCGUCGGAAGAUCUAGAAGUUGCUCGGAUGUGUGUCGUGGUGGCAACACCUCCCAAGCACAAAGAGGAACCGAAGCAGGCAAAGCUGGAGAAGCAGCUGCGCGCUUCGCUGGAUCUCAGAGGGAAAAGGAGAAGAUCCAGCCGCGUGGUCAACUGACAGAGACGCGACGGGCCACGAACGACCGUCCAUCCGGCUGUAGCGAAGAGUCGCCGCUGAAGCUUGUUGCGCGAGGUCCAGCAACAUCCCCACAGAGAAGGGCUGGUGACAUUGCGGGACGGCAAGCUGAGGCAUCUUCGAGGGAUGCUGCGCCGAUCUACAGGUGGACAGGCCCUGAAGAGCUUUGCCGGCAAGAGAUCCAGGCCGCCGUGCGGCAGGCUACGUCGUCAUGGCGUCAGGCACCCGCAGGACCUCCGGAAGUUGCAGAAGCUGCGCGGGUCUUUGCGCCAUCGGCAGAAGCUGUACAAACAGCAGGUCACUGCAUUCUGUCCCCGGCUCCCUCUACGGUCGAUAUGCGGGGCUCUCUGGAGAACCCUUCGUCCGCGCCAUCACCUCUGAGCGGUGGUGCGGCAUGGGAGCUUUCUGACUCGUCACACCACUCCUUGAACCUUUCGACAAAUUCGUCCUCCCGGCAGGAGGAUGCUGACAGCGUUGAUGGAAACGAAGCCCCACCUGACUACCUCGUUCCAACGCCGAGGAGGUUUGAUGUCAACUACCACACAGGAUCUGAUCCAUUGGCCCAGACGAUGAAAACAGUUUCGACCAUGCGGUCAUUCUGGGAGAACAAGGUGCGCGAAAACGCGGGAAACAAGGAUGGUGAGCGAGAGGCCCGGUGGUCGAGGGUGUCCCACGUCGAGACCCAAAAGAAUUCCCAAGGGCCAGUAUGGCUGAAGAAAGAACUCACCAAGCUUCAAGCCCAUGUGGACGCAAACAAAGAGCGCCUGCUGGAACUGAGCCUUCGCCUGCGGGGUCAAGAAGAGAACUGUGUGGAUGACGAGCACAGCACAAGGUGCUCCAGGAGCCCUUCAUCCAAAAGCAGCUGCACCAUCAGCUCCGACUCGGACACAUCGAAGAGUCAAGAGACUCCCGAGGACGACGAGCUUCUCAUGAGCCUCAAGUCCCUGAGACAUGACUUCAACAAGGUCAAUCGCAAGACCGCAGCUCUCUUCGAGGAGGUUCUGGAGAGGUGUCUGCCGAAGGAGAAGCUCCGAAUGGAGGAUUCCCUGACUGCGGAGGCGCCCUCCCUUCAGGUGGGAUUCGUUGAUCCUAUCGACAUUCACGCAUGUGCACAGAUCUUUCGGGAAGCUGAGAGGGCCUUCUCUGCAGCCGCUGGAGUUUCGUUCCGGGUCCCAUCUGGCCUUCCCAGCACUACCAUGAUGUUGGACAGCAGAGACUCUACUUACGGGGCGCGUCAACCUCGAGUGACUUCGAACUCCUACGCGAACGGUUCCAAUCAAAACUGCGGGAAUGUUAUCUCCGACAUCCCCAGCACACGUGUUGCAGCUCCACCAGGCGGCAAAUCCUCCAUCUGUCUCGGCUGGGAUGACAGGCCGGUCGGUCGAGCUGCAGGCAGGCCUGUGGAGGAAGCAUCGCGAGUUCAGGCUCUGUGGCACGAGUGGGGGGUCAUCGAAUGUUUCGUAUAUUUACAGCAGAAGGCGCAUCGCCCGCCCGCUGGCGAAGCCGUGCGCCCGCCCGCUGGCGAAGCCGUGCGCCGGGAUCACAGGUCAGUCCCGGAGGAUCAGGCACAGGCAUAUGGGACGCGCCCACGCGAGAGUUCCAACAGCUAUGCCUCCGGCAACAGCCAGAACACUGGGAAUGUGCUGACGGGUGUCCCAACGACGCGAGUCUUGAGGCCACCAGGAGGUGCUUCGGAGAUGAGCCUGGCAUGGGAUACAAGCGCUCGUCCCCCCGCGGGAGCUCGGCGGGCACCUGCCGGCAGCGGGCAGGGUGCUAGCGAGGCUUUUGGGCAGCGCGUGCGCGUCUCCUCGAACUCCUAUGCGAACGGUGCAGAUCAGAACUGCGGCAACGUGCUGUCCGAUACCCCCACGACACGAGUCUUGAGGCCCCCAGGCGGUGGGAGUUCGAUAAACCUCGGCUGGGCGUGA